This is a messenger RNA of Wickerhamiella sorbophila, 1962 nucleotides long. Its product is annotated as Glycine--tRNA ligase 1, mitochondrial. The record is from RefSeq and is a predicted model, not a curated record. The transcript has a single exon. Gene Ontology annotation, molecular function: glycine-tRNA ligase activity; ATP binding. Gene Ontology annotation, biological process: mitochondrial glycyl-tRNA aminoacylation. Gene Ontology annotation, cellular component: mitochondrion; cytoplasm. Bases 1 to 1962 code for a protein of 653 amino acids. NCBI's taxonomy places the organism in Eukaryota, Fungi, Ascomycota, Dipodascomycetes, Dipodascales, Trichomonascaceae.
AUGUCUGUUAAGCCUGCUGAACAAGUAUUCUCUCGCGAGCAAUUCGACGGCAUUUUGCGCCGUCGGUUUUUCUACGCUCCCUCCUUCGACCUUUACGGCGGCGUCUCUGGUCUGUAUGAUUACGGUCCUGCUGGCUGCUCUCUGCAGGCCAACAUCAUCGAUCUGUGGAAAAGACAUUUCAUUCUCGAAGAGGAUAUGCUCGAGGUUGACUGCACGGCCCUGACUCCCCAUGAGGUUCUCAAGACCUCUGGCCACGUUGACAAGUUCGCCGACUGGAUGUGCCGUGAUCUCAAAACAGGUGAGAUUUUCCGUGCUGACCAUUUAGUUGAGGAAGUGCUCGAGGCUCGCCUCAAGGGCGACAAGGAAGCGCGCGGUAUUGCUCAUGAGCCCAUAGAGGAGAGCGAGGACAAGAAAAAGCGCAAGAAGAAGGUCAAGGAGAUCAAGGCUAUCAAGCUCGAGGACUCCGUUGUUCAGGAGUAUGAAACAGUUUUGGCCAAGAUCGAUGGCUACUCUGGCCUUGAACUCGGUGACAUUAUCAAAAAGUACGAAAUUGGCAACCCGGCAACUGGAGGCCCCCUCGAGCCCCCCAUUGAGUUCAACCUUAUGUUUGAGACCUCUAUUGGCCCCUCCGGACAACUUCGUGGGUUCCUACGUCCUGAAACUGCCCAGGGUCAGUUUUUGAACUUCAACAAACUCUUGGACUGCAACAAUAACAAGAUGCCUUUCGCCUCUGCUUCAGUUGGCAAGUCGUUCCGUAACGAGAUUUCUCCCCGUGCUGGUUUGUUGCGGGUUCGUGAGUUCUUGAUGGCAGAGAUCGAGCAUUUCGUUGACCCCAAGGACAAGUCUCACCCCCGUUUCCAUGAGGUCAAGGAUAUCAAGAUCCGGGCCUUGCCUAAGGAUGUUCAGGCCGCUGGAUCCACUGAUCUGACCGAGAUCACUCUUGGUGACGCUGUUUCUACUGGUAUGAUUGAUAACGAGACUCUUGGCUACUUUGUUGGCCGUAUCUAUUUGUUUAUGUGCAAGAUCGGUAUGGAUGAGAGCCGCAUGCGUUUCCGCCAACAUAUGGCCAAUGAGAUGGCCCAUUACGCGAGUGACUGCUGGGACUGCGAGCUCCAGUCGUCUUAUGGCUGGGUCGAGUGUGUUGGCUGUGCUGACCGCAGCGCUUAUGACCUUAGCGUUCACUCAGCUCGUACUAACCAGAAGCUGGUUGUCCGCGAGGCCCUUGAAGAGCCCAUCGUUGUCAACGAGUUUGAGGUUGAUAUCGAUAAGAAAAAGUUUGGUCCCCGCUACCGCCGCGAUGCCGGCAAGGUCGAGCAAUGGCUUCUGAAUCGCACCCAGUGCGAACGUGAGGAUUUGGCUGCAGAGCUUGCCAAGAACGGGAAGAUUGUUGCGAAAAUCCCGGACGUUGCCGAGCCUGUCGAAAUCGAGUCUAGCCUCGUUAAUAUCGAGAAGCGCGAACGCAAAGAGCAUGUUCGUGAGUACGUUCCUAAUGUCAUCGAGCCUUCCUUCGGUAUUGGCCGUAUUCUGUACUCCCUCCUGGAGCACUCCUUCUGGAACCGUCCUGAGGACGCCGACCGGUCCGUUCUGUCAUUCGUUCCCCGCAUUGCCCCUAGCAAGGUUUUGGUCGUGCCCUUGAGCUCCAACGCCCAAUUCACUCCUCUGGUCACCCAGCUCACCCGCGAGCUCCGCAAGGCCCAUAUCAGUGCCAAGGUUGACGACUCUUCUGCAUCUAUCGGCAAGCGUUAUGCUCGCAAUGAUGAGAUGGGCACACCUUUCGGUAUCACUAUUGAUUUCCAGACUGUCUCCGACGGUACUGUUACUAUUCGUGAGCGUGAUACAACCGAGCAAAGGCGCGGCACCAUCCCCGACGUUAUUGCCGCUGUGCGUGCAAUGGUCUUUGAGGGUGCUACCUGGGAUGAGGGAACCGCCAAGCUUGCAAAAUUCGAAGGCCAGGAAGCGUAA